UACGUGGGCAUGGGUGUGUGAUAGUGUCUGUGUGCUACGAACCUUCUCAAGGGCCCCGUAAAUCUACUAGGUAGGUGUUGUCUGCCCUUGAGUGAUUGUGACUUGCAUACCCAUCGCAUCUAGCCUGAGGACCUUCAAGACGCGAGUGACGUGUGUAGGGAUCCAGCGUGAACGUGGUUCUCGUGCCCAGGGAAACCACGGUCGACAAUUACCCCGAGCUUUCAAUCAUUCUCCAAGAGACGGUUAAUUAAUUUCGGUACCGACACACGAUGUCCCACAUUCCGUGCAGACGAUCCCGUCCUACAAGAUCCCCACAAGAACCGUGUUUCCACCGCACGAGUGCAACCCCACACAACACACGCUAUGUUUCCAUUCCUCCCCAUUCUCCUUCUGUUCGCGCCCAUAUUCGCGACAGCUGAGAACACUGCCUCUGUCGCCGCGGCAUUCAAAGUCGCCGGCAUCGUGCCCGACGUGCUGCCCUACUUCCGCCCCUCGGCGUUGGCGGAGAUAACCUUUCCCUACGCCAACGGCAGCUCCACAACGAUCAGCACCCCCGGCACCCGUAUAGGCCGCAAUGACUCGCAAACCACUCCGUCCCUAACCCUCCACGGAAUCCGCUCCCCGAACCACUCGCAGCGUUACAUCGCGGUAAUCAUCGACCCCGACGCGCCGAGCCGGCUAACGCCCACGCGCCGUAGCAUCCGGCACUUCCUCGGCGUGAACCUAACGCUCUCCGCCACAGGCUCACUAGAGAACACCACCGCCGCGGACGUGGUCAACGCCUACCGCGGGCCGAACCCGCCCGCCGGCAGCGGGCCGCACAGGUACGUGCUGUUCGUGUAUGAUCAGCCGGAAGGGUUCGGGAUUGGAAGCUUGAAUGUGAGCAAUAUUGCUGGAUGGAAUUUGACCGAGUGGGCGGGCGAGACGGGGUUAAGGCCGCCGGUGGCGGGGGGGUUCUUUGUGGCGGAGGUGGCGAAUGCGACGGUGGUUUAGUGGGGU
This is a messenger RNA of Tricharina praecox, 999 nucleotides long. RefSeq names its product phosphatidylethanolamine-binding protein. Gene Ontology annotation, molecular function: peptidase inhibitor activity; phospholipid binding. The coding region runs from base 364 to 993 and encodes 209 amino acids. Gene Ontology annotation, biological process: regulation of proteolysis; regulation of Ras protein signal transduction. Lineage: Eukaryota; Fungi; Ascomycota; Pezizomycetes; Pezizales; Pyronemataceae. The record is from RefSeq and is a predicted model, not a curated record. The transcript is spliced from 2 exons.